This is a messenger RNA of Brassica napus (rape), 572 nucleotides long. RefSeq lists its product as uncharacterized. The record is from RefSeq and is a predicted model, not a curated record. Lineage: Eukaryota; Viridiplantae; Streptophyta; Magnoliopsida; Brassicales; Brassicaceae.
AUGGCUGAAGUGGCUCCUUUGCUUGGUAAGUCAGUUUCGUCUUCUUCUUUUUUUUUUUAUAUAAUUAUGACGAAUGAUGCGAAACACAUGUGUCAAGGAAACGAGAUGAAUGUUUUUGUUGGAAAGUUUAAAUCUUUUUUUUUCUCUUUUCUGAGAAAAAAAGUUUGGGUUUUGUCGGAAAGGAGAAGAAGAAGAGAGACCAAAGAGGAGGUUUUUUGUAUUGGUAGCAACAACAAUGGCGAUUCGGUUCGAAUCCAGACAGAGGAAGUAGAAAAGAAAAGUCUCAACUUUCUCUUGUUGUCUUUUUGUGUUCACAUUCGACAAGGAGAUGGGAAGACGAGUGGCUAUUGGUUGAGAAUCGUGGGUGUUGAAAUAUUGAUUCGUUUAUUUCUUCUUUAACAAAAAUCCAAAAAUUAAUUAAUUCACUUUAGGGAGAUUGAUUAUUUUCUCAUUGAAUAAUGGAAGUAAAUAUGUGCUAAUGUGGUAAGUUUGGAUUUUUUUUUAAAAUAUGAAUGUGAAUGUUCAAAACUAUUUAAGAAGUCAACAGCUAAAUAAUAUGACUAGAUGCAGUA